AUGAUGGUGUUGCUGAGGCUGCUGGAACAAUGGCGAAUCGAACGCGACUGCUGCAUAUACUGGCCCGAUGAGGCAUUACCAUCACAGCCGUCAGCAGCAGCUCAGACAUUAUCCGCAGAAGCGAUCAAGGUUCGUGACUUCGCCAUUUCAGAGGAGUUAUUUGGGGGUGUCUCCAAAGCGGUGACAUCUACGAAGUCAUCCCCAUAA
Messenger RNA from Rodentolepis nana, 207 nucleotides. The record is from the annotation of a GenBank genome assembly. NCBI's taxonomy places the organism in Eukaryota, Metazoa, Platyhelminthes, Cestoda, Cyclophyllidea, Hymenolepididae.